AUGUGGGCUUUGAAUGCACCUCUUGCAAAGGAUCUCCUUCAUCCCUCUCCAGAGGAGGAGAAGAGGAAACACAAGAAGAAGCGCCUGGUGCAGAGCCCCAAUUCCUAUUUCAUGGAUGUGAAAUGCCCAGAAUGCUAUAAAAUCACCACCGUCUUUAGCCAUGCACAAACAGUUUUGUGCGUUGGCUGCUCUACUGUCCUCUGCCAGCCUACAGGAGGAAAAGUAAGGCUUACUGGAGGAUGCUCCUUCAGACAGAGGCAGCACUAA
Messenger RNA from Balaenoptera musculus (blue whale), 267 nucleotides. RefSeq names its product 40S ribosomal protein S27-like. Lineage: Eukaryota; Metazoa; Chordata; Mammalia; Artiodactyla; Balaenopteridae. Gene Ontology annotation, molecular function: structural constituent of ribosome; RNA binding. Gene Ontology annotation, cellular component: cytosolic small ribosomal subunit; ribosome. The transcript has 2 exons. Gene Ontology annotation, biological process: ribosomal small subunit assembly; translation. The coding region runs from base 1 to 267 and encodes 88 amino acids. The record is from RefSeq and is a predicted model, not a curated record.